GUUGAGGUGUAAAGCCCGGAAAAAGGCUCAAAAAGCUAUCCCAAGGUCUUGACAUACAGCAGCAUGUCUCACUCACCUCAUCCCCUGGCAACUUUGGAGCAGAUCGUCUCUACACCUUCAGCUGCAGAUGGGAUUCCAAGUGAUGUGGAGGAUGAUCUGCGCGUAGCAGGGUGCAUGCUAAUACAGGAAGCGGGCGUGAUGUUGAAGCUGCCGCAAAGUACCAUGGCAACAGCUCAAGUUCUGUUACAUCGGUUCUACUACGUUUCCUCCAUGUGCUCUUUUGGUGUCAAUGACAUAUCAAUAUCAGCUCUCUUCUUGGCAUCUAAACUCUGCGAGAGUCCUGUUCGUUUACGAGAUCUGAUCAACACUUACCUUUACCUCCUGGCUCGUACUCAACAUCUUCUUAAUCUUCCAGCCGAUCAGCCAUUCCAUCCAGGUCUUUUGUCGCAAUCGGAUGAAAGUGAGAAAGACAAGUUAUGGGAAGGAUUCAAGUUCAGCGUACCGGGGUUCCACGACGAGAUAUUCUGGGAUUGGAAGGACGUUAUUACGGCGUCAGAAAUGCAGGUUCUCAAGAGACUGGGGUUCAACAUGCAGGUUGACUUGCCGUAUAACCAUAUGAUUAACUAUCUCAAGAUUCUAGACCUGGUAUUCGAAGACGAUGUCACUCAAAUGUGUUGGUCUAUCUUGAAUGACAUGCUUUUGACACCCCUCUACGCUAUCCACCCUCCUCACACUAUCGCUUGUAUAUCUAUUCUUCUCACUACACGUCUUCGCCGUAUUCCUCUUCCGCCCAAAUGGUAUCUCCUCUUCGACGUAUCUUAUGAUGAGAUCUGGUCUGGAUGUGGCGUCGUAAUGAGACUAUGGAUUGACUGGGGACUCGAUCGGCCAAAAGGUGUCAUUCAAAGAAACAAAAGGACGGUAAAUGAAGAAGAGGAAGGAAGAAAAAUCAAGGAAUCUAGAUGGAGAAGAGCAUGGGUACUAGCUCAGUCUAGAAAAGCGGUAAGACGGUGGGUUGAAGGGCUGGAGAAGGCGUAGGUUGGUAUUUUUGUGUCUUCUAUGUUGUAUAAGCAUAUAUAUAUAUAUCCUUGCAUGCUCCAUC
Molecule: messenger RNA, 1099 nt
Organism: Cryptococcus deneoformans JEC21
Lineage: Eukaryota; Fungi; Basidiomycota; Tremellomycetes; Tremellales; Cryptococcaceae
Product: cyclin-dependent protein kinase regulator, putative
Exons: 5
Coding region: 64-1035 (323 amino acids)
Biological process (GO): regulation of transcription by RNA polymerase II
Cellular component (GO): nucleus
Molecular function (GO): cyclin-dependent protein serine/threonine kinase regulator activity
Source: RefSeq, a predicted model, not a curated record